UAUAAUUAAGCCUACGUGGCAGGUAUAUUCAUUCAAAAUUAAACUCCAUUCUGGAUUUCUAUGACUUAAAUCAGCAGUUUCAGUUGACUAUUCGACCGUAUCACACAAUUUUCUUAUAUUUUGUAAGUUUCAGACGAACAAAAUUCGAAAAUAAAAAGAUCCCAAAGGAAAUUGAUACGCGAGUUCCGGGCAAUGCAUUUAACUGAGACCAUGGCAGAUAAUGUGUGCAUAUUUUGCUUAGACGAACAGCGACUACCCCACCGGAUACCCUGCGGACACUCGUUCUGCACAGAAUGUUUUGAGCACUACCUGCAGGUGGGACUCGACACUCGCUGCCCCUUGUGCCGGCAGGACUUUCGACCCCACACAGGUGGAGGAGGGGAGCCGCCUUCCGAUAAUGCUCCCAACGUUGGGCAGUACCCUUUGGACGCGGAUGACCGGGCUGACAUGGACCUGAUUGAAGACUUUGAUUCCCUUUCCAGCAUUGACACACUGCAGACGGACACUCUGUUGCUGACCCUCACGGACCAGGAGUGUCGGUUCUUCGACGAGCUCUACAGGGAGGCGCAACUGGAGGACGGACAGCGACUCUCAAACCCUCUGUAAUGGAUCACGGAAAGCCGAACUUUACGGCGCAGGAAUGAAGCUUCUUCAGGGACCUAUUUGGGCUGACGUAGUUGAAGGAAGAAAGCGGGAGCCGGAAACCGGACCUCUCCAGCUAGAUGCUAGACUUUAGGAAGGACAAGGAACACGUGCUCCUGUUAGAACUGUGAUAUCUAUUUUUUUUUUUUCUCUAUCGUUAGUAUUUAAGUAACUCAUAACUCAUUUAUUUAUUGCCAAUAAACAGUGCUUCAGACAUUCU
Messenger RNA from Drosophila obscura, 862 nucleotides. RefSeq lists its product as uncharacterized. The record is from RefSeq and is a predicted model, not a curated record. Gene Ontology annotation, biological process: protein ubiquitination. The transcript has a single exon. Lineage: Eukaryota; Metazoa; Arthropoda; Insecta; Diptera; Drosophilidae. Gene Ontology annotation, molecular function: ubiquitin protein ligase activity. The coding region runs from base 193 to 606 and encodes 137 amino acids.